AUGGAGCUUUUCUUAGAAUUGUAUGGACUGUAUGAGAAGGGCAUAGCAUUGCUGCAACAGAGUCACUCUGUCAGAUCCUUUACUAUAGAUUUUUUCUGUAAUCCUAGACAUUGCAUCUCAUUUAAUCAGGACAGUGAAGAUUGGGAGGGUAUGUUUGAUUAUGAACUAUUUAGAGAAAAAUCAAAUAACGAUGCAAUAUUUACACAAAACAUCAACCGCUGUUUGCACCUCCUGCGAUCGAUGGAAACAUUGAUAAAUUUACGUCUAAGGAAUUAUUCAAACUAUCAAAUUCUAAUGGCACAGAAACUUACAGUCACUAUUCUCCAAAGCACAGCUUUUAUGUUACACAGCAGGUUUGCUAACAUUGCAAAUAACAAGUUAAUCUAUAAAGCUGACAAGAUAUCAUGUUAUAUGUUGAAACUAGCUGCAAAAAUGGGGUUCGUUUCUGAUAUCUUGUACCUUGUGAUGUAUUAUUACAAGACUUUAAAACACAAAAAAGCAAGAAAGGUCCUAGAGAUAGCAAAUAACAAAUUCCAACAGCCGUAUCUUAUGUAUAUGAGUGACGUGGACGAUAUCAAGGUAUAUACAGCAGAAGUGGGAGGACAAUCUUGUUCCACUAAGAUGCAGAGAGUUGUUAUGGGGGACAUCAGACUUUCUAAAAAUAUCAAUUAUAUUGAUGAAUUAAAACACGAGCAGCGGCUAAUAGGUCACAUCGAGGGAAACAUAGAUAUAUCUCCAUUUGUAAUGUUACUCAUGCUAGAAUUCUUAUGUUACAGACAAUUUUAUGAAUAUACUGCUGCAAUAGCCAUUGAUAAUUUAAAGGAUUUAGUUGAAGAGGGAGAUUUUAUUCGCCCCUGUACUAGAGACAUAUAUUGGCAGAUCUUAGGCAUUUGUCAACAGCUCCAAGAGGAUCAUUGUGCUGCCCUGUAUUCAUAUAUCGAAGCACCAAGACAGGAUCUAUUCCACAACCUAAAAAAUGCCACAAAGUUGAGGAUACGAAGUCUUUAUAGCUGA
Saccostrea cuccullata (small rock oyster) is the source of this 1014-nucleotide messenger RNA. RefSeq lists its product as uncharacterized. The coding region runs from base 1 to 1014 and encodes 337 amino acids. The transcript has a single exon. The record is from RefSeq and is a predicted model, not a curated record. Lineage: Eukaryota; Metazoa; Mollusca; Bivalvia; Ostreida; Ostreidae.